Peronospora matthiolae is the source of this 663-nucleotide messenger RNA. Lineage: Eukaryota; Oomycota; Peronosporomycetes; Peronosporales; Peronosporaceae. The record is from the annotation of a GenBank genome assembly.
AUGCCGGCUAUAUCCAGUCCCGCUCGAGGUUUGCUGGAGCUUCUGGGAGGUGCAAUUGCUGCUUUGGCGUUGGCUGCCAACGUCAGUAUGGACGACAUCCACGAAGAGACAAAAGCCAUGGCCCGACUCUGUCGUAGCCACGGCACUUUCUGGAAACUUGAGGACCGACUUCGCACCGUCUUUCACGCCAAAUUUGGUGAUUUACCGGUGGAGUCGUUGACGCACAGUCGCCUGACGAUCGCUACAAAGAAAAUGUGGCCAGUCCGAGCCUCGGUGCUGACCGAUGACUUCCGCUCGACGGAUGAUCUUUGUGAUGCGCUCAUAGCGUCAUGCUACUUGCCUUGGUACGUGGCCCGACGAGGCACUACGCUGUUCCGAGGCGAGUACCACGUGGAUGGAGGUCUUAUCACGUUAGUGCCGGAAGUGCAGAACUACACGAAGGUGUGUGUGUUUCCUGGAACUAUUAUGCGCCGCAAAGACUAUGACAUUAGUCCGUCGAUCGAUCCAGAUUUUCCCUUUUCGUUCUUGCAGUUGCUGCGCUUUGCUUUGUUUCCACCGGAAACUGAUGUGCUGGAUCAAUUGUUUGAUUUGGGGAAGACAUCGGCGAGGAUUUGGGCAGAGAAGCAAACAGCGCAAGUGGAAGGAUGUACUGAUGUAACAUAA